Messenger RNA from Nelumbo nucifera (sacred lotus), 3027 nucleotides. RefSeq names its product phosphatidylinositol 4-kinase gamma 4-like. Lineage: Eukaryota; Viridiplantae; Streptophyta; Magnoliopsida; Proteales; Nelumbonaceae. Gene Ontology annotation, molecular function: protein binding. The record is from RefSeq and is a predicted model, not a curated record.
GRUUACCCUUUUCUCUUCUUCCAAAAUCUCUCACCCUUGUUGUCUCUCAGUCUUCAGAGCAGAAAAAUACAAGGCGAAUCUCUGGGGGACAUUUCACAAACCGAGGGCAGGUCAGAGCAAUCUCGAUUCUGGUCAUGUUUAUCAUCUCCGAGAAUUAGAUAAGAUCCGUUCAUUUCCUCGUCAAUUAAUCGCUAUCUUUGCUAUAUCUGUUCUUCCAUUUAAGCUUCGCUUUGUCUUUUCAUCCUCGGUUCUUUCCUUUGGUAAGAAUCCACUCUCCUUCUCUUCCUCAGUCUUACCGUUUCAGUAUUUUUCUAUUCUUUCUUUUUCGUGUUUGAAAAAUCCUACAUUUUCCUGAAUCCAUAAAACCCCUGAUAGAACAUCAUUCCAGAAAGAAUUUUGACGAUCAAUCGGUUUUAGUGGCGCUGGAUUUGUGUUGAAGAAGCAGUAGUAGCUCGAAAGCAAACUCGGUUGUGAUAAGAAGUCCGCAUUUCGCCUUUCCGAUUUUCCAGGAUUAACUGGGGUUUCAUUUUUUGUAUGAAAGCUUUGCUCUUGGAGGAGGAUAGGGAGGACUUUGCUUUAAGAUUUUGAGGGCAAUUCCUUAAUCUGUUUUGAUUAAGGUUUGUUCUUGAAUUCUAGGGCCAGGGAAUGCAUUGCUAGCGUUGAAAUUGGAUUUUUCUUUAGUUUUCCUCUUCCUUUUGGUGUUUUUUCCCCCUUUUGUACAUGCUUUUUUCCCGCAUUCUUCGUUAGAUUUAGGGUUUUCCAUCCUCAGGGAAAUCAAUCCUUUUCCAUCUGAUGCCCUUUUCAGCAAGGAUCGUGAGAUAUUGUUGAUGGAUUCUAAGAUUUAAGCUAUUUUACCAUAAAUUAGGGCAUAAAAAUUUGUAUAAAAAAUGUCUACCGCCGGUGUCGCCCUUAGUCCGAUUCGUAAAGAAUCUGUACUUUCYCCUGGGUAUUUCCAUGGUUGGCCGGGUCCUUGCUCCGAUGAGUCGAUAUUGAUUUACCUAACAGUUGCCGGUUCUGUGAUUCCCAUGCGUGUAUUGGAGUCCGACUCGAUUGCGUCAAUGAAGCUAAGAAUACAGACCUCCAAAGGCUUUGUUGUGAGUAAGCAGAAGCUAGUUUUUGGAGGCAGGGAGCUGGCGCGGAAUGAUUCUCUUGUCCGGGACUAUGGAGUCGCCGAUGGAAAUGUUCUGCAUUUGGUUCUCCGGCUUUCUGAUCUCCAGGUAAUCACUGUUAAGACUGCAUGUGGGAAGGAAUUUGAGUUUCAUGUUGAGAGGUGUAGAAAUAUAGGAUACAUUAAACAGAAGAUUGCCAAAAAGGGAAAAGGUUUGGUCGACCUAGAGGACCACGAGCUUAUAUGUAAUGGAGAGAAACUUGAGGACCAGUGGCUCAUCGAUGAUAUCUGUAAAAACAAUGACGCUGUGCUUCACUUGCUGGUUCGAAAAUCUGCAAAAGUUAGGGCUAAACCUGUUGAGAAAGAUUUCGAACUGUCCAUUGUUGCAUCAAAUUCAAAUGAGAGGAGAGAUAAUGAUAAUGAUGAAGUAAAUGGGCAGAACUGCCAGAGUCCAGGACCUGAGGAGCUUCAUGUUGUAGCUAGAAAGCCUCCACACAGAGAUUUCUUGUUGGAACCAGUUAUUGUUAAUCCAAAGGUUGAAUUAUCUUCUAUCCUCAGAGAUUUGAUUAGAUCUACAUUUGAUGGAUUGGACAAAGGGAACCAACCUGUCAGAUCUUCUGAGGGUUCGGGAGGAGCAUAUUUUAUGCAAGAUUCAUCAGGUCACAAUUAUGCGUCUGUUUUUAAGCCAAUUGAUGAGGAACCCAAGGCAGUGAAUAAUCCUAGGGGGCUUCCAGUAUCUUCUGAUGGUGAAGGGUUGAAGAUAGGGACAAGAGUGGGUGAGGGGGCAUUGAGAGAAGUUGCAGCAUACAUUCUGGAUCACCCACUGAAGGGGCCUCGGUCAAUAUCUGCUGAGGAAAUUGGGUUUGCUGGGGUCCCCCCAACGGUUAUGGUGAAAUGUCUGCAUGAAGGGUUUAAUCAUCCAGAAGGUUAUCAGUAUGCACCUAGAAACAUAAAGAUUGGAUCAUUGCAGAUGUUCAAGAAGAACAUCGGGAGCUGUGAGGACAUGGGUCCUCGGGCUUUCCCGGUGGAAGAGGUUCAUAAGAUCUCUGUGUUGGAUAUAAGAUUGGCGAAUGCAGAUAGACAUGCUGGGAAUAUUCUGGUGAACAAAGAUGAUGGGGGCCAGAUCAUGCUAAUUCCUAUUGAUCAUGGAUACUGCUUACCAGAGAAUUUUGAAGAUUGCACAUUUGAUUGGCUAUACUGGCCACAAGCCCGAGUGCCAUACAAUCCUGAAACCAUUAAAUACAUAAAUUCAUUGGAUGCUGAAGAAGAUAUUGCCCUUCUGAAGUUCCAUGGGUGGGAUGUGUCGCCUAAGUGUGCCCGUACAUUGUGCAUAUCUACCAUGCUUCUGAAGAAGGGGGCUGAACGAGGGCUCACUCCCUUUGCCAUCGGAAAUAUCAUGUGCAGAGAGACCUUGAAGGAGGAGUCUGUAAUUGAGAAGAUUGUACGUGAAGCGCAGGAUGGUGUUCUACCUGGCAUGAGUGAAUCUGCAUUCCUUGAAUCGGUCUCCCAGAUCAUGGAUCGCCACCUCGACGAGCUCACCAUCAAACUGCAGUGAAAUAUAUAGGUAUAUAUAUGUGUAAAUAUGCAUAUGUUAUGGUACAUAUGUAUGUAAUAGGGAUGGUUGAUGGGGUCCAUUGUUGGAUGGACUGCAGGAUGGAUAUUUUAUGUGGAUUAGCUGCUGGAAUUAGGGUUCCCACCCGCCCACUUUAUUUUGUUUAUAAACUUGAGACUUUGCGCAACUACUACCUCCACAAAGAGGUGAGCGGCAGUUCUUGUUUUACUUGUUAAAUGUCCUCCUACUUGCCUGUUUAUUUUAUUCUUUCAACUAUUCUGCUUCUGCAGAUGAACCAAAACUCGGGAUCGUAAUGAAAGAAUUGUAUGCAAUGGAUGUAUAAUAAUUAUUUAAAUUUUGUCUUCCA